AUGGCAGAGUGUUGUGGCAGUUGUGGUUCGACAGACUUUAGUAUAGCUGAUGGUUAUUUCUAUUGCUCAUUAUGUAACACACAGUCACAGGCCUUGCGCGAAUUCGAUCAUGAAGAUGAAGGAGUUUUGGCCAAUGCGCUAGGAACGAGAGUAAGAACUGGGAAAAAAAAGCAAGCCGUAGGUCGCAAAAAAGUUUUACUCGAGGAAAAAACAUCGAAUUUUGACCGAUCUUUACCAGCCUUAAGGCAUAAAGACUUCCCAGAAUUUUUGGGCUUUUGUGGUUUACGAUUAGCAACAUUUACGAAAUUGCUUGCACGUUUCUCAACAAUUCUUAUUCAUGAUUUUGAUGUUCCUGAAUCCAUCAGGGCCCAUGUACUUUAUAUCAUUCAACGUUACCUGCAACACUGCCGUGUGGCAUUCUGUAUGGAGGAGUUAGAUGAAGAAAAUUCGUACUGUCCACUACUUAACAGCAGUCGGAGUAAUUAUGGGCAUGUAAAUCAUAAUGAUUCCUGGCUUUACAGUGAUUCACAAAAUAAAACAAGAGAAAUGGAACUGGAGAUACGAAAAGAAAUGCAGAUAAACCGAGGCAAAAGUAUUAUGUCAUUACUCGUGAAUGAUGAUAUAGACGCAAAUUUUCAUUCACAGGUCGCCGAAAAAAAUAUGGGCAAUAUUAGCUCUGUAACGAAAGUAGAAACUAAGUUAUCCGCGACUGCUGUUUGCACAGUACGUUCUCUUUUUCAAAAUCCUUUAUUUGAGCUGUUGGAUAUUCCUCUGAGUAGUGAGAUUAUAAUGGCUGUUCUUUAUGUUGGAUGUUUAUUGUCUGGUGCCACUUGGGUUCUUCUGUCCGACAUUACAAGGUGGUUUCGUGAAGGGCGAUUUUUCAUGUCUGCUCUUCAUUCAUCAGCUUUGUGUACUGCUAUACGAGGAAAUAAUGCUCAAGAUUCGAAAAGGAUGCCAUUUAGUAUAAAGAUGCCUAUCAUGCCGCUAUUUGAGUAUAUGCGAACAGUUGUUGUUCUCAGUCAGCUUUCUGAUAUCCCAGUGCAACCAAUAUCUUGUUCAUUUGAUCGAAUUUUGGCUCGUUUGAGUUAUAAUCUCAAUUUGCCUAUUGAUUUUAUGGAACGUCUUUAUGCAAUUUCUGCUAUAUUUCCUCCUAAUAUUAUAUUCGAUGCGGAAUUUACUCGUCAGUUCAAUAUUGUUGAUUUACAAGCAUUACUGGAAAAAAAGAAUAACGUACACAAUGAAAACAUUAGUUUUGCUUUAGAGCCUCAUGCUUUUUCGUGGGUACAUGGAUGUGAAAGAGCUUUUUCGAUAAUUCCCACUGCUGACGUGAAGGCUGUUGUGACAAUACUUCUUGCAUUGAAAUUAAUCUUUGGUCUUGAUGACAAUAUGGAAUAUAAUAUGGAGACCCGGGUUGACGCAGAGCGUAGUAAUAAUGAUGAUUCGUUCAAUUUCGGUGAAUGGAUACAUCAAUUAAGAAUGCGCAUGCAAAUAUGGCGUGGUCGACCCUUGAAAGAUGUUACAUAUCAACCGCACUUUUUUGCACCUAUUAACUAUCAAUCUAAGACAGUUUUUAGAUCUGCUCCUCUUAUGAAUUAUGAAGCUGAAUCUGAGAAAUUUAAUGCGUUAAAAUCACUAAAGAAUUUUUGGGGAGAACAAGUGACUCAGAUUAAUGUGGGCCGUUUUGUUGGAGGAAGAAACUUACGUUUCAAAGGUUGCGUACCUGAUCAUUUUGUCAUGGACGAAAGUGAUUACUCUUUAUAUAGUUCAUUUGAAGACGAUUGUGAUUCGAAAUACAUGCAAAGUCUCGAUAAAGAAGCUUUGUUAAGUAAAUAUAAUGUCGAAACAUUUUUUAAGUCCUUCAAAAAUCAUCGAAUGGAAUAUAAAGCUGUGAAAACAUUUAAAAACAAAAGUGUUCAACCAAGUGAGAGUUCAUUUUCCUCUGACUGGGUGCGAAAAAAGUGGCGUCAUCUUUUCCCAUGUUCGAAAAAUUAUGAGGCAUAUCCUAAACCAUUGUAUUCUCCGGCUUUAUUAAAGUACACUAAAGAGUUGGUAUAUACUCCUAUGAUUUACACACCUGCGGUGAACAUCAUAUUCCAAAACGCAUCACCAUACUUCAGUGAAUCAUUCCAUGACCUUCUUCAUAUUCUUUCCGUAAUGAUUGGCGAAGAUAUAAAGACAGUUUAUGCCUUUUUUUUAAUGCUGGAAACGAAAUUAUUACUUCAUAAAUCAUUGAAUGAUAUAAAAGAAAUUUCCCAACAUUGUAAAAAAUUUUGCACUUCUGCCCAAAUUGAAAUGUUCAAUGAUCAACCGCGAAAUGUAAAGGUGGAGUUGUGUCGUAUCAAUGAAAAUGUGAGACAACAAGAUUUUAGAUUUGAAGUCAGUUUUCAUUAUUUUUGAUA
Thelazia callipaeda (thelaziosis nematode) is the source of this 2399-nucleotide messenger RNA. NCBI's taxonomy places the organism in Eukaryota, Metazoa, Nematoda, Chromadorea, Rhabditida, Thelaziidae. The record is from the annotation of a GenBank genome assembly.